AUGGAGAGACGAGCACAGGCCGCCGAGGCCCUGCUUGCUCGCUCCAGCGGCCAAGAUGCCCUGACGUAUGCCAUCCGUGCUGCCGAGCUGUACAUGGCCGCAGCGGGCGAAGCUUCUGACAAGUCUGAUGCCGCCCGACUGAGACGCAGGUGCCGCGAGCUCAUCGUCCACGCCGAGAAGCUCAAGGCGCAGAUUGCUGCAGCUGCCCAACCGUCCCUACCGCCCCAGCCCGACAUCUUGCGCCGCGCCUCGCGCCUGCACGGCAAUGAUUUCCCUCCUUGGAGUUCCCACCCCUCGGACGACGACUUUGCCCUACGCCCCGGCGCGGCCCAGUUUAGAGAUGACGCCGCGUUUCCGCUCUCGACAACGCAGGCCGAGAACUUUGCGGGCUGGAAAAGGCCGGCCGAAGUGUUCCAGCUGGACGCAGUCCACGAAACUGCCGACGAGGGUACCAUGAUGCAGCUUCCGGAUCGCUGUGACUUGGUGCAGGACAUCACCACUGACUGUUCCGUCGUCGCCAGCCUGUCGGCCGCAGCCAAAGUCCUCGUCGGAAAGCAUGCCGUACUUGCAUCAAUAGUGAACCCGUACGACCACGAGCAAGGCCGUCCGAGGCUCUCGCCAUCGGGCAAGUAUGUGCUGCGCAUGAACUUCAACGGCUGUGCGCGCCGCGUUGUCAUCGACGACACGCUCCCGGCAUCGCGAACCGACCGCGCUCUCUUCGUGGUUGACAGGCGAAACCCUCAUCUAUUAUGGCCGGCCCUCCUUGAAAAGGCAUAUCUUAAAGUUAGAGGAGGCUAUGACUUUCCUGGCAGCAAUUCGGGAACUGACCUUUGGGUGCUCACCGGCUGGAUACCCGAGCAGCUGUUUCUUCAACGCGAGGACUUCGAUCUCGAUGAGACGUGGGAGCGCAUCAAGGCUGCCCACGAAUCCCACGACAUCGUAUUCACGUUAGGCACAGGGCGGAUAUCCGCUGAAGAAGAACAGUUGAUGGGCCUCAUUGGCGAGCAUUGCUACGCCGUGGAGGACCUCGCCGUCGCCGCAGACGGUGCCCGCAGUUUGCUCAUCAAGAACCCUUGGUGCGAUGCGCCACUCAUGGCCGGGACGGGCCGGCAUGGGAGUCAAGGAGCCGAGAAGGACAACACCACGUGGAUGGCCAUCGAAGACGUCGCUCAGCACUUUGAGUCCAUGUACCUCAACUGGAACCCUGGCCUUUUCGCUCAUCGACAGGACCACCACUUCGCGUGGGACAUUCCCCCCAAGUAUCUAGGAGGGUCCGUUGUGCGGAACCCCCAGUUCUCCUUUUCCUCGCCGACCGGAGGCACCGUCUGGGUCCUGGUGAGCCGGCAUUUCGUCGAUGCGGAGCUGGAGAUAGCCCGUAAUCGUCACGGCACCAUGGCCGCGGUCGCUCGCCAGCUCGGCUUCAUGAGCAUCCUCGUCUUCGACAACAAGGGGAAGCGCGUGCAAGUCAGCGACGGCGCGACCUACCGUGGGCCGUACGUCGACUCGCCGCAAACGCUGGCGCGCCUCGAGACAGCCCCUGGCACGCAGUACACGCUCGUUGUCGAUCAGCACGAGUUCCCCCUGUCCAGCUACACCUUCACCCUCUCCAUAUUCUCGCACACAGAGCUCGCAGUCCGCGAGGCCGAGGAGAGCAUGUCUCAUUUCACUGAGAAGACCGGCUCCUGGGGUCGACGAACCGCCGGCGGGAACCCGUCCUGCCCAACGUAUUACCAAAACCCACAGUACAAGCUCUCCAUCAACAGGGCGAGCCCCCUAUCGAUCCUGCUGUCCACCGACAGUACCAAUGUCCACGUUCACAUUGACCUCAUAUGGGCACGCGGGGAGCGAGUGUCAACGAUACGCGUCAAAGACCUUGUCGCCUCCUCGGGCGAGUACCGCCGUGGCUGCGCCGUAGCUGAGGUGCCCGAGCUCGAGGCUGGCGACUACACCAUGGUCUGCUCGACCUUUGACGCGGGCCAAACGGCAGACUUUGCCGUGCGCGUCGCCUCCAUGGUGCCCGUCGCCCUCAGCCCCAUUGCCGCCGACGGAGCCGGCAGGCUGCGCACGGCCCUGGGCGCCUUUCGCCUUUCCGAAGGAGACGAGAAGAGCCGCAUCCCCCUGCACGCGUCGUGGCUGACGCGGGCCAGCGUCUCCAUCCGCAGCGUGCUGCCGCUCGGCGCCGAGGAAGGCGGGCGGCAGGCCUCGUCCCUCAUGGUCCGGGUAUCGGUCGUGCAGGGCUCCGGGCCGGCACAGGAGACGGUGGUCGUCUCGGGCAACGGCGAGUUUCAGGACCCUGUCACGGCUAUCCGCACUCCCGACUUCGACAUCGACCCAGCCACGGCGCAGAGUGCGGGCCUGUGGCUCGUUGUGGAGUGCAUCGGCACCCACCAGACGGCGUGGGCCGUGGACGGAGAGAUCCUCAGCGACUCUCCCGUGCAGGUCGGGGUUUGGGAGCCGUUUUGA
Purpureocillium lilacinum is the source of this 2463-nucleotide messenger RNA. Lineage: Eukaryota; Fungi; Ascomycota; Sordariomycetes; Hypocreales; Ophiocordycipitaceae. The record is from RefSeq and is a predicted model, not a curated record.